AUGUCUAACGCCCCUCACGGUGGAAUUCUCAAGGACCUCGUCGUCCGCGAUCAGCCCAUUCACGAGCAGCUCCUCAAGGAGUCCUCGACCCUCGAGUCCAUCGUCCUCACGGAUCGUCAGCUCUGCGAUCUCGAGCUCAUCAUCUCCGGAGGUUUCUCGCCCCUCGAGUCCUUCCUCAGCGAGAAGGACUACAUCAGCGUUGUCGAAAACCUUCGCUUGGCAGAUGGCACCCUCUGGUCCAUCCCCAUCAACCUGGACGCUUCGCAGGAGGACAUUGACCGACUUUCAUUGAAGCCCAACCAGCGUGUUACCCUCCGUGAUCCUCGCAACGACUCACCCAUUGCUAUUUUGACGAUUCAGGAUAUCUACAGACCUGACAAGGUCAAGGAGGCGAACUUGGUCUUUGGUGCUGAUGAUAUUGCUCACCCCGCUGUCAAGUAUCUCCACCAGUCCGUCAAGGAGUUCUAUGUCGGAGGUACCCUCCAGGCCAUCCAGGCACCUGUACACUACGACUAUGUUGCCUACAGAAAUACCCCUGCCGAGAUCCGCGCCUACUUCCAAAAGCUCAACUGGACUCGUGUCGUUGCUUUCCAGACCCGCAACCCCAUGCACCGUGCCCAUCGUGAGCUGACCGUCCGUGCUGCUCGCUCUCGUCAGGCCAACGUCUUGAUCAACCCUGUCGUCGGUCUGACCAAGCCCGGUGAUAUCGACCACUUCACCCGUGUCCGUGUCUACGAGGCUAUCAUUCGCCGCUACCCCACCGGCAUGGCUGCUCUCUCCCUCCUGCCCUUGGCCAUGCGUAUGGCUGGUCCUCGUGAGGCCCUCUGGCAUGCCAUCAUCCGUAAGAACCACGGAUGCUCUCACUUCAUCAUUGGACGCGACCAUGCUGGUCCCGGAAAGAACUCUGCAGGCAAGGACUUUUACGGACCCUAUGAUGCCCAGUACCUCGUCGAGAAGUACAAGGAUGAACUCCAUAUUGAAGUCGUUCCCUUCCAGCAGGUCACCUACCUGCCCGACUCUGACGAGUACGUCCCCUCGGACGAGGUUCCUGCUGGCGCAAAGACAUUGGAUAUCUCUGGAACUGAACUUCGCCGUCGCCUUCGCACUGGUGCUCACAUCCCUGAGUGGUUCUCUUACCCCGAGGUCGUUGCUCUGCUGCGCCAGUCUCACCCUCCUCGCUCCAAGCAGGGCUUCGCUGUCUUCUUGACCGGCUACCACGCCUCCAAGAAGGAACACAUUGCCCGCGCUCUCCAGGUCUCGCUGAACCAGCAGGGUGGUCGCUCGAUCUCCUUGUUGCUCGGUGAGACCAUUCGUGGUAAGCUGUCGUCUGAGCUCGGCUUCAGCAAGCGUGAACGUGAUAUCAACAUCAACCGCCUCGGAUUUGUCGCUGCCGAGUUGACCAAGGCCGGUGCCGGUGUCAUUGUUGCCCCCAUUGCUCCCUACGAGGAGGCCCGUCAGCAGGCACGCCAGGAGGUCGAGAAGUCUGGCGGUUUCUUCCUUGUCCACGUCGCCACCCCCUUGGAACAGUGCAUUGCCUGGGACCGUGAUGGUGUUUAUGAGCGCGCCCAGAAGGGAGAGAUCACUGGAUUCACCGGUAUUGAUGACCCCUAUGAGGUCCCCAAGAAUGCCGAGUUGAUCGUCGAUCCCUCCACCGAGAGUGUUGCCCAGAUUGUCCGCCGCAUCAUCUUGUUAUUGGACCAGCAGGGCUACUUUGGUGAUGUUUAA
Gamsiella multidivaricata is the source of this 1725-nucleotide messenger RNA. Its product is annotated as sulfate adenylyltransferase. Bases 1 to 1725 code for a protein of 574 amino acids. Gene Ontology annotation, biological process: sulfur amino acid metabolic process. The record is from RefSeq and is a predicted model, not a curated record. Gene Ontology annotation, molecular function: adenylylsulfate kinase activity; sulfate adenylyltransferase (ATP) activity; ATP binding. Lineage: Eukaryota; Fungi; Mortierellomycota; Mortierellomycetes; Mortierellales; Mortierellaceae. The transcript has 3 exons. Gene Ontology annotation, cellular component: cytoplasm.